UUGGGUUUCUGCGUUAGUGUGGACGGUGACUGGAGUCUCUCACUUCAUCAGAAGCUCGUUCAAGAGCUUAGCAGUCCGACAGCACGGGAGUGUGCGAGCACACCGGCAUCAGACUCCGGUAGAGUCGGUGUUUUUCUGCCGAGAGCUUCAACAGGUGCAGCAGACCGUCAGGUUUGGUUGUGAGUGUGUGUGUGUGUGUGUGUGUGUUUGCGUGUCGGGCCGGCGAGCCCUGUGCGCUCUGGCGUGUAUGAAUGGAUCAGGUUGGCAUGGGGAACGCAGAACACCAGGGGGCGCUGGCAAAGGGCGAAGUGUUGCCACGCCCUGCCUCCAGCCAAUCAGAGGGUUUUAAACCUCGCUCGGUCUUGAACUCUUUGCUCUCGGGGGCGUUUGCAGGAGCCGUGGCCAAAACAGCCGUGGCCCCGCUGGACCGAACCAAGAUUAUCUUCCAAGUGUCGUCGAAUAGAUUCUCCGCCAAGGAGGCGUACAAGUUAAUUUACCGCACGUAUCUGAAGGAUGGCUUCUUGAGUCUGUGGAGGGGAAACUCGGCUACGAUGGUGCGCGUCAUUCCAUACGCUGCCAUCCAGUUCUGCGCUCAUGAACAAUACAAGAGGAUUCUGGGACAGUAUUAUGGCUUCCAGGGCAAAGCUCUGCCGCCUGUGCCGCGGCUGCUGGCGGGGUCUCUGGCGGGAACCACGGCUGCCCUGAUCACAUACCCACUGGACAUGGUCCGCGCUCGCAUGGCUGUCACACCCAAAGAGAUGUACAGUAACAUCCUGCACGUGUUCGUGCGAAUCUCUCGUGAGGAGGGGCUGCAGACGCUCUACAGAGGAUUCACUCCCACCAUCCUCGGCGUCGUGCCGUACGCGGGACUCAGCUUCUUCACCUACGAGACGCUCAAGAAGCUCCACGCAGAGCACACGGGCCGCUCUCAUCCGUACUCGUACGAGCGUCUGGCGUUCGGUGCGUGCGCAGGAUUGAUCGGUCAGUCGGCCUCUUACCCGCUGGACGUGGUGCGCAGACGCAUGCAGACGGCGGGAGUCACCGGACACACCUACGGCAGCAUCUCGGGCACCAUGCGGGAGAUCGUGACGGAGGAGGGCGUGAUCCGCGGCCUCUACAAGGGCCUGAGCAUGAACUGGGUCAAAGGGCCCAUCGCUGUCGGCAUCAGCUUCAUGACCUUCGACCUCAUGCAGAUCCUGCUGCGCAAACUUCAGCAGUUGGGCUACAAUGCGCGGUAGCAGACGGCGGCGCCCUCUACAGGAACAGGAAGUUGCAGUUGCAAGAAAAAUGGAACAAAUGUGUAUUUUGUGUUGUUUUUAGUUUUUUUUAACCUGAGCAAAUGCUGCCAAUGAAGAGGAUGGGAAAUGCCUGGCGUCAUGUGACUAGUCUAAGACUAGCAAAAGCAUAUGUGCACUGCAAAAAUUAUUAUUUUUUUUGUUUAAAUGUCUUGUUUUCCAUUACAAACCUCUAAACAGUUAUAA
Molecule: messenger RNA, 1481 nt
Organism: Sinocyclocheilus grahami
Lineage: Eukaryota; Metazoa; Chordata; Actinopteri; Cypriniformes; Cyprinidae
Gene: slc25a42
Product: solute carrier family 25 member 42
Exons: 8
Coding region: 252-1238 (328 amino acids)
Biological process (GO): transmembrane transport
Cellular component (GO): mitochondrial inner membrane
Source: RefSeq, a predicted model, not a curated record